AUGCACUACAACUUCGGCCAACUUUUCCAGCGCGACGAGGGCAACAUCGAGCUCGCCACCGCGCAUUACAAGGAGGCCCUAAGGCUGUGGCCAACGUACGCGAGUGCGCACAACAACUUGGGGACUUUGAUGACGGCCACGGAGGACGCCGAGGGCCACUUUCUCGCCGCCAUCCGCUACUCGCCCAACCACGUCAACGCGCACUACAACCUCGGCCAGGUUCUUACUUCAUAG
Messenger RNA from Gryllus bimaculatus (two-spotted cricket), 234 nucleotides. Lineage: Eukaryota; Metazoa; Arthropoda; Insecta; Orthoptera; Gryllidae. The record is from the annotation of a GenBank genome assembly.